Morone saxatilis (striped sea-bass) is the source of this 2044-nucleotide messenger RNA. It is a transcript of the gene mybpha, whose product is annotated as myosin binding protein Ha. Lineage: Eukaryota; Metazoa; Chordata; Actinopteri; Moronidae. Gene Ontology annotation, molecular function: protein binding. The record is from RefSeq and is a predicted model, not a curated record. The coding region runs from base 42 to 1604 and encodes 520 amino acids. The transcript is spliced from 13 exons.
CUUGGAUCCUUCAUCCAGAGGACUGGCCGUCUAUCAGCACGAUGCCAGGAAAACCUGCCCCCAUCAAGAAGUCCCCAGGCAAGAAGGCUGCCGAGAAGGCACCUGAGCCCGCCCCGGAGCCUGAACCCGCUCCCGUAGAGGCUCCACCCGCGGAGGCUGCACCUGCGGAGGCUGCACCUGCCGAGGCCGCUCCCGCUGAGGCACCGGCAGAGGCAGCUCCUGCAGCCGAGGGAGAAGCAGCCCCCGCCGCCCCAGCAGAAGAAACCCCUGAAGGAGCCGCUCCAGCUGCUCCAGCAGAAGCUGCCGUAGUUGAGGAGCCGCCAAAGGCCCCCACGCCCCCACCUCCUGCAGUCCCCACCAGCGCUCCUCUGGAAGUGUCUGUGGAAGAUGUGAACGACUCCAGCCUCACUAUUAAAUGGCAGACUCCGGAGACCAUUGGAGACUCCGGCCUGGACGGAUACACGGUCGAGUACUGCAAGGAUGGAACAACAGACUGGGUUGUAGCUAACGAGGAGCUGACCCCAGCUAACCGCUACUGCAUCAAGAGUCUGACAGCCGGUGACCUGCUUCAUGUGCGCGUGGUGGCUGUAAACCCCGGUGGUCGCAGUGAACCCGGUACAAUUGCUGCGCCUGUGCCAAUCCGUGAGGUUGCCGAGCGACCCAAGAUCCGCAUGCCCCGCGCUCUCAGAUCUCGCUAUGUAAAGCAGGUUGGAGAGCAGAUCAACCUGGUUUUACCCUAUCUUGGAAAGCCCAAACCUGUGGUGUCCUGGCUUAAGGAUGGUCAGCCUUUGGAUACAAAGAGGGUCAACAUCAGGAACAGUGACAAGGACAGCAUUUUGUUUAUCCGCACCGCUCAGAGGGAGGACUCUGGCGUUUACGAGAUGACUGUUAAAGUGGACAGCUUUGAAGACAAAGCCAACCUCAUCCUGCAGAUCGUGGAGCUGCCCGGCCCUCCUGCCAGUGCGAAGCUGGUGGACACCUGGGGCUUCAAUGCUGCUCUGGAAUGGACCCCUCCCAAGGAUAAUGGCAAUACAGAGAUUACUGGAUAUACCGUCCAGAAGGCCGACAGGAAGACUGGGGAGUGGUUCACGGUGCUGGAUCACUACCACAGGCUAACUGCCACCAUCUCAGACCUCAUCAUGGGCAACUCGUACAGCUUCAGGGUGUUCGCCGAGAACAAAGUGGGCGUCAGUGAGUCGUGUGCAGUCACCAAGGAGGUGGCUACCAUCCAGAAGACAGGUAUUGUCUACAAGCCUCCCGAGUACCCAGAGCACGACUUCAGCGAGGCACCCAAGUUCACCACCCCCCUCAGUGACCGUGCUGCCACCAUUGGAUAUACCACCAAGCUGCUGUGUUCUGUGCGUGGAUGCCCCAAGCCUAAGAUCGAGUGGUUGAAAAAUCAGAUGGUCAUCGGCGACGACCCCAAGUUUCGUCAAAUCUCUAACCAGGGCAUUUGCUCCCUCGAGAUCCGUAAGCCCUGCACCUUCGAUGGUGGUGUGUAUACCUGCAGAGCCAAGAACGCCCAGGGAGAGGCCAUGGUCUCCUGCAAGCUGGAAGUGAAACAGAUUAUUCUUUCAGAGGCCAAUAAAGAGAAGGGCAAAUAAACCAACAUCCAAAUCUCCAGAGUGCCUUUAAAGGACCAGCAGAAGUCCAGGUCUUAUGUUUUAAGAGUGUUUGAGGAGAUGUAAGAGAAAGUUGUGGCUGGCUGUGCAGCAGUGUGUACAUUAUGAAAAAGGGGACAGAACAACAUACCAACAUCUUCAUAUCCAUUUACCUUACCGUGCUCCGCCUACACGAACAUCCCUGACUCACCCACUUCUUCCACAAUGCAGGAAGGACCCAACCAAUUGCAGUUUGCCAAAUGUUGUAUGUUAUUUUAGCUGGUGAAAUCUAUGUAAGGCUAUAUUUACAAUGUUUUUUUCUGCCUGUGUCCAUGUGCUGUUUGUUACAGUACAUCUAUGUACUACCUAAUAAAACAGUAAAUCAUUGGAUAUGCUAUUGCAAUGACUAUAUGGAUGUGUAAUAAAACUUGUAUUUUACUAUG